AUGGAUUUCUGUGCGCUACGUCCAAAGUCUUCCAAGAAAAAUGCGUUGCCUGCUCCUCCACCCGUUGAAAAACCGCCACCGGUUGCAAAGCCGGUGGCGGUUCAAAAUCCGCCACAGGGAGGGGGAGGAGGAGGUCCUCCUCCGCCUUCAUACGGCCAAUUCUCGCCGUACAUAGCGGAAUUGCAGCGCAUGGAAGGGUUGAGAAGCGUGGAAUACUCCAACUACAGAACCUGGAAACUGAAUUUCGACGAUUCUCCAAAUCCGCAGCAAUACGGCAGCUCUGAAUACCAUCACUAUCCAGUCGGAGAUCUCAACCGCCGCCGUCAGUAUCGUCAGAACCCGAUGCCUCCUCCUCCUCCUCAUCAGAGCUAUGGCCCACCGCCACCAAACUUGGAGUAUUACCAUGAUUCUCCUCCUCAUCAUCAUCAGUUUGGGCCGCCGAAUUCUCCCCGCUAUGGCCCAUCAUCAAGCAUGCAGUAUCACCAUGGCCCGGCCCAACUCGGACGGCCUCCGAUGGAAAGCUACCAUGGUCCGCCCCGGCCGUUCGGGCGUCCUCAACUGGAUUACCACUAUGCCCCGCCGCAGAAUGGCUAUCACCACGGCGGAUAUUUCAGUGAUGAAAAUCCCAACGGUUGCAGCAUAAUGUGA
Molecule: messenger RNA, 648 nt
Organism: Salvia hispanica
Lineage: Eukaryota; Viridiplantae; Streptophyta; Magnoliopsida; Lamiales; Lamiaceae
Source: RefSeq, a predicted model, not a curated record